Molecule: messenger RNA, 1944 nt
Organism: Rhagoletis zephyria (snowberry fruit fly)
Lineage: Eukaryota; Metazoa; Arthropoda; Insecta; Diptera; Tephritidae
Gene: dy
Product: transmembrane protein dusky
Source: RefSeq, a predicted model, not a curated record
ACCGUCACACACAUUAAACGAACAGUAGCACAACAACACUAUGCGAAAGAUGCGGAUCAAAAAGAUUUGGUUGACUGUUACGGUUUUCCUUUCACUGCAGAUCGCGCUUGCAGAUGAUGUUGACGUGGUCAAAGCCAUCAGUGGCACAGAAGAGAUAUCCGAACAUGACAAUGAAGUCGAUCAGGUGGCGUUGGAAUCGGAAUCGGAACCACAACAACCGCCAAAAGUGCUAUACCAGCACAACAUACAGCAGCAACAACCGGGACCGGCACGAAGUAAAUUACCGCCAAUCUUAAAAACUAUGUCAUCUUAUUUAUUAUACGUUUCCCUCUCCUCCACUUUAGGCAACCAUCAGAGCAUUCCCUUGAGUCUUGGACAACCCUUCGGUCCACCACCACCACCCGCUCAACUAGCCUACCAGGGUCCACCGCCGCCAUUGCCACCACAACGGCCACCGCCACAGCAAGUGCAUGCGCCACAAGUGCUGCCCGAUUUGAGUGUUGGCGCAUCGAGCAACAACGAAAUUUGGUCUUCACCAGUGCAGGAUAUGCCAAAGAUUAUCUCGUUGGAUGUGAAGUGCGAAAAGAAUGGCAUGAAAGUUUUUGUGAAAUUCGAUAAACCUUUCUACGGCAUUGUUUUCUCGAAGGGACACUACAGCAACAUGAAUUGCGUGCAUUUACCCUCUGGAUUGGGACGCACAUCGGCCACAUUCGAUAUUGGACUGCAUGAGUGCGGCACUUCGGGCAACACAGAAAACGGCUUGUAUGGCUAUGGGCAUGAGUCGGGUUCGGGCACCUAUUUCGAAAAUAUCAUCGUCAUACAGUAUGAUCCACAAGUGCAGGAGGUGUGGGAUCAAGCGCGCAAGUUACGUUGCACUUGGCACGAUCAAUACGAGAAAAGCGUAACAUUCCGCCCGUUCCCCGUCGAUAUGUUGGAUGUGGUGCGCGCAGACUUUGCAGGUGACAAUGUGGGUUGUUGGAUGCAGAUACAGGUUGGCAAGGGACCAUGGGCUUCCGAGGUGUCGGGAUUGGUGAAGAUCGGCCAAACGAUGACAAUGGUGUUGGCUAUCAAGGACGACGACUCUAAGUUCGAUAUGCUUGUACGUAACUGUGUAGCGCACGAUGGCAAGCGUGCACCCAUACAAUUGGUAGAUCAACGCGGUUGCGUCACGCGACCAAAGCUUAUGUCACGAUUUACGAAAAUCAAAAAUUUCGGCGCCUCCGCUUCGGUACUCUCGUACGCGCACUUCCAAGCAUUCAAGUUCCCCGAUUCAAUGGAAGUACAUUUCCAGUGCACAAUACAAAUCUGUCGUUAUCAGUGUCCCGAUCAAUGCUCUGAUCCCAAUUUGCAAGAAGUUCAUCACUUACAAGUUGGUCCGGAGUCGCAAUAUGGACCACCACCACCGCAAUUGCACGUUGACACCUACCAUGUGAGCAGCGGUAUUGGAAAGCGACGUGAUGAGCGACGCGUCCAACGUCGUACGCGUGCCGUCGAUCCAGAGCAGGAAGUUGGACUUAAUCGUAUUAUCAAAGUCGUCUCGUCGGGUGACCUCACCUUCGCCAUUGACGAUCAGAUGAACGGCACAACAGCGGCCACACCGCAAACGAUGGUAUUUCCAGCGCGCGAAGACGGACUCAUCUGCAUGACGACGCCCGGUUUCGCGAUCACACUGAUCAUACUGCUCGGUAUUCUAAUAACAUCCUGUCUAAUAUCAGCUGUGCUGUAUGUGCGCUUGCGGCCAUUCUCCACAUUCAGCCAUUCGGAGAAGGAACGUGCGGUGGCCUACACAAAUCCGCAAUUGACUGGCGCUUUGCCGGUCAUUCAAAUACCAGGACCACCGCCAACUGUUGCCCACACUGGUACACUCACCAAAUCCCGAACGCACACAUGAACAUUGAAACGGAGAAUAUAAACAUUACGACGAUUACGAAUUGGACUCGGUAU